This is a messenger RNA of Ylistrum balloti, 624 nucleotides long. RefSeq names its product sulfotransferase 1B1-like. The coding region runs from base 1 to 624 and encodes 207 amino acids. Gene Ontology annotation, cellular component: cytoplasm. The transcript is spliced from 5 exons. Gene Ontology annotation, biological process: sulfation. The record is from RefSeq and is a predicted model, not a curated record. Gene Ontology annotation, molecular function: sulfotransferase activity. NCBI's taxonomy places the organism in Eukaryota, Metazoa, Mollusca, Bivalvia, Pectinida, Pectinidae.
AUGGAGAACCCACCUGUUAACGGUGAUUCUAAAGUUGUAUAUGACGAGAAAGAUGUCUACGAGCUCCAUUUCCCCGAUGGAACUUCCAAAUCCAUGAUAUCCAUUGACAACACACAUUUUAGUAUGGAUUUUCUGCUGGAAAAUAAAACACCUAGCCUGAUACCUUCAAUAACAAACUCGACUAAACUCCCUUGUCGAGAUGAUGAUAUCUUUAUUUGUGCAUUCAUGAAAGCAGCUACAUUGUUUCAUAACUGGUUUGACUACACCACUGCCUGGGAAACCGCCCUGUCCAGUACAUUCAAAGAUGUUCCUGUAUUACAGCUUUAUUAUGAAGAUUUAAAGAGAGAUGGUGUAACAAAUAUUAAGCGGAUUGCAGAAUUUCUAGAACUAGACUGUGACGAUGACUUCGUGUGCAAGGUUAACACGUGUUGUGGAUUCGAAAAUAUGAGAAAUCAAAAACUUGCCUUGGCUGAAGUUAAAAAGGAUCGGACGCAGACAGUAAUGUAUCGAAAAGGUCAAAUUGGAGAUUGGAAAAAUUGGUUUAAAGUAGCAGAAAGCGAGGAAUUCGACAGAGUUUUAGGUCAGCGAAUGAAAGAUUCAAAGUUCCGAUACACAUGGGAAUGA